This is a messenger RNA of Schistosoma guineensis, 285 nucleotides long. NCBI's taxonomy places the organism in Eukaryota, Metazoa, Platyhelminthes, Trematoda, Strigeidida, Schistosomatidae. The record is from the annotation of a GenBank genome assembly.
AUGUUCGAUCUAGGAUCUUACCGUCCUAACCAUGACCCACCAGCCGGGAUGGAGCCAUAUGAUCUUCCCAGAGAAGGAGAUUUAGGAGCCCUCAGUAAUGCUCAACAGGGAGCAACAAAUAAGCUCAAAGCCCAAACUCGGUUAAAUAAUGAGCAUUAUUUACGAAAACAUCCAGAAAUAAAAUACAUGAUAACUGCAUUUCUGAGAGAACAUUUUGUUGGUAAGUUACAUCUUAAGCUACAUCUUCAGAUUUUUUUACUAGUCCAAAUCUUGAGUCGAAUAUAG